AUGAAUAAUUCGUGUUUACAAGACGUGAAAGAUUUACUUGAAAAUUCAAAUUCGGAAAUUAUACUAAAGCAAGAAAAAAUUCACGCGUCCGAAUAUCGUGCUGAAACUAGACGGAUUAAAAACAUUUUACAUGCUUUCGGAAUAUCCAAGGAUGACUUUUCCAAGAAUGGCGUUCACUCAGUCAAAAUAUUGGCGACUUUAGCUACAAUUUUAGAAUUGAGGGAUGUUGAACGAAGCAGCUUUUUUUCUGCAUUAGCGCAGUUGAACAUAGAUUCAUCCCACAUUGAACGGCAGAAUAGGGACAUUUCAUAUACUAUUAAUUCCUUAGAAAUUUCUACACGAGAAGCUAAACUGAGAUACGAUAAACUAAGAGAAAUUUUGACAAACUUACGAAGGAAUUGGGAUACAAAAGAAGAUCAAAAACUCAGGGAAUGGAAACAUAAUACCACAUUAUUAGACCAAAAAUCAAAAGAGUAUCAACUGAGAUUAUCACGAUUAGAGAGACAAUAUGAUGCAAUGAAUAUUGAAGGAGGUGGAUUACGAUUUCAAGAUUUAAAAAACAAAGAAGAGCAAGUCGAAACGCUGGAACAGUUAGUAAAGGAUAAAACAAAAAAGUUGAAGGCUUAUCAAAUCUUGCCUCCGGAUAUAACCUUGGCUAAAUUACAAUUAGAUGAGGCUCAAAAUAAACUG
Molecule: messenger RNA, 690 nt
Organism: Cetraspora pellucida
Lineage: Eukaryota; Fungi; Glomeromycota; Glomeromycetes; Diversisporales; Gigasporaceae
Source: the annotation of a GenBank genome assembly